Molecule: messenger RNA, 359 nt
Organism: Staurois parvus
Lineage: Eukaryota; Metazoa; Chordata; Amphibia; Anura; Ranidae
Source: the annotation of a GenBank genome assembly
UGUCCCUCGGACACAGCGGAUCAUUGAUCACGGAAAGAGCCGAAGAUGUCAGCUCGGUCAUGUGAUCAGCUGCGUCCAAUCACAGCUGAUCACACUGAUCAUCAGGGCACUGAUGAUCAGUGUGCCCUGAUGAUCAGUGUAGCCCCAGCAGUGCCACCUGUCAGUGUCCAUCAGUGCCUUGUGUCAGUGCUCAUCCAUGCCACCUGCCAGUAACCAUCAGUGCCACAUCAAUGCCAGAUAUCAGUGCCUACCAGUGCACAUCAAUGCCACAUAUCAGUGCCCAUCUGAGCUGCCUUUCAGUGUCACCCAUCAGUGCCAGUCAGUGCCACCUAUCAAUGCCAAUCAGUGCCACCUAUCAG